This is a messenger RNA of Tetrahymena thermophila SB210, 1215 nucleotides long. Its product is annotated as intraflagellar transporter-like protein. Gene Ontology annotation, biological process: non-motile cilium assembly; intraciliary transport. Gene Ontology annotation, cellular component: cilium; centrosome; Golgi apparatus. Lineage: Eukaryota; Ciliophora; Oligohymenophorea; Hymenostomatida; Tetrahymenidae. The record is from RefSeq and is a predicted model, not a curated record. The transcript is spliced from 11 exons.
AUGUCAGAAACAUAAUUUUAAGUUGAUGGUGAAGAGGAUGCUACCGUCUAUAUGGAAGAAGUCCUUGAAAAGUUAAAGCUUUUAAAUUACGAAAGAGAUUUUGCCACUCAAAAUGGUCUUAAACUUUUGAAUAGAGCUUACUUUGCUGUCUCAUUAAAUCCUAAUGAACAAUUUAACUAUUUCACAAGACUCGCAUAAUGGCUUUUCAAGUUAAAUAAUUCUAAUGUUGAAUUCAACCAAUUUGGUGAUCCUAUUUCUAUUGCUAAUAACAUUUAAUUUGAAUUGAAAAAAAUUGGAUUAGAUAAUGACUUCUAGCCUAUAAAAUUAAGAUCGGGUUCUGGAGAAAUAGUAUGUAAAAUCCUAUUAGAUUUAGCAAAUAGAGCUCUUAAGACUAAGAAUUUUGCUUUUAAGAAGCCUAAAAUGGAACAACCUUCAUAAAAUGCUGAUGAAGAAACUAGAAUAGAAGGAAAUGAUGAAGAUGCAGAUAUGGCUGAGAAUAUUUCUAUUGCAAGUUAAAGUGAUGGAGAAUAUGACGAUAUGGGAGAACCAAGUCAAUAAAAGAAGGAUGUUGAUGAAGAUAAAGAAAUUAUCUAAUCAAAAAUCAAUGAAAAAGAUUGGAUUAUUGAAGUAGAAAGAGUCACUCCAAAACUUAAAAUUUAAGUAAAAAAUGAAGCUAAAGAAUGGAGAUCCCAUAUUGAAUAAACCAAAGAAUAUAACAGUAAUGUUAAAAAAACAUUACCUGAAGCACGUUAAAGAUUAGAAAAAUUGGUUGAUAAUCUUUCUAAAGUUUUAGAUUAAAUUUAAAAGAGAGAAAAAUCAAUUAACUCUAACCUAACUGAUCUUGGUGGAGAAUAUAGAGCAAAGUCUGAAAAUUACAAAAAUAUGGUUACCCAAUAUAACAAUCUCUAGGCUUCUGUUAAGGAAUAAGGUGAAUAAUAUAGAUAAUUAAAAGAAAAAUAUGAUAGCAUCAAGUCUAUCGUAGAAGCAAAAGGAGAAGAACAAACUAAUUCAUCUCCUGUUAUUAAAAUUAAGGAUGCCAUAAAAAAAAUAAGAGAAGAAAUCGGCCAAAUGGAUGUUAGAAUUGGAAUUCUUAGUCAAACCGUUUUGCAACAUAAGCUUAGAUAAAAGUAAUCAGGUGUAGCUGAAGAAGAUGAAGAACAUCUUGAUGAGUUAGAAGGAGAGAAUGUCGAAGAAGAUGAUGUUGUGGAUUUCUGA